This is a messenger RNA of Juglans regia (Persian walnut), 1133 nucleotides long. Its product is annotated as NAC domain-containing protein 86-like. Gene Ontology annotation, biological process: regulation of DNA-templated transcription. Bases 93 to 836 code for a protein of 247 amino acids. NCBI's taxonomy places the organism in Eukaryota, Viridiplantae, Streptophyta, Magnoliopsida, Fagales, Juglandaceae. Gene Ontology annotation, molecular function: DNA binding. The transcript is spliced from 3 exons. The record is from RefSeq and is a predicted model, not a curated record.
AUAAAAAUCAGAAAAGAUCAUCAGUUUAGAAUUAUAUAUAAGGAUCGAGAUCAUCAUCGAUCACAAGUAGUUGAUCAUAAUAAGAUCAAAUCAUGGCACCCGUCGGACUUCCUCCAGGUUUUAGGUUCCAUCCCACCGACGAAGAGCUCGUGAAUUAUUAUCUCAAGAGAAAAAUCAAUGGCCAAGAAAUCGAACUCGACAUUAUUCCUGAGGUCGAUCUCUACAAAUGUGAACCAUGGGAGUUAGCAGAAAAAUCAUUUUUGCCAAGUAGAGAUCCAGAGUGGUACUUCUUUGGACCCCGAGAUAGAAAAUACCCAAAUGGAUUCAGAACAAACAGAGCAACUCGAGCUGGAUAUUGGAAAUCCACAGGAAAGGACAGGAGGGUUACAUGCCAGAACCGACCCAUUGGAAUGAAGAAGACGUUGGUUUACUACAGAGGGAGAGCUCCUCAGGGGAUUAGAACUGAUUGGGUAAUGCAUGAAUAUCGCCUCGACGACAAGGAGUUCGAGGACACCUCCGGAAUUCAGGACACAUAUGCACUUUGUCGAGUGUUCAAGAAAAAUGGAAUUAUCUGCUCUGAAAUUGAAGAGCAAGGGCAAUGUAAUUUAUCAUUACUUGAGAGCUCCCAAGGUGUGGUCAAUGAAUAUGAAACCAUGUCCCCAGAUGUUACCAUGGCAUCAUCAUCAUGCGUGGAUGAGGAAGACAAAGAUGAUUCGUGGAUGCAGUUCAUCACAGACGAUGCAUGGUGUUCUUCUAAUGUGGCGGCUAUGGCUGUCGUUGGCGGCGGCGGUGGUGGUGAAGAAGUCUCUCGCAUGCAGCAGGCAUUCACAAACUAAAAGAGUUAAUACAUAAUAUUAUUGGUGGCGAGCGAAUAAUAUAUAUCAAAGAAAAAAAAAAUCAGAUAUCUUUUAUAUAUAAUAAGACACAUUUUGCCAACAGUUAUAUAAGAUUUUCCAAUUCUCAAUUGUUGAUUAAUCAUCUCUAAUUUGGGUAUGAUGGUUUGGUUGGGUUUUGCUAAUUCUGUAGAGUCAAAUUAUCAGCUAGACUCUAUGGAUCCUUUUUUUUUUUUUCCCUUCUUCUUCUUCUCAAAUAUAUAUAUAUAGUUGCCUCUUCUAUGAGGUGAUUUGGGUGUU